GAGCGAGGGGGAGGGGGCGAGGAUGACGGCAGCUUCACGUCAGGUACCUUAUGAAACUUUGAACAAGCGCUUUCGAGCCGCUCAGAAAAAUAUUGACCGAGAAACAAGUCAUGUGACCAUGGUAGUUGCAGAACUAGAGAAAACCUUGAGCAACUGCCCAGCUGUGGAUUCUGUAGUGACCUUGCUGGAUGGAGUGGUGGAGAAACUCAGCGCCUUAAAGAGAAAGGCAGUUGAGUCGAUACAAGCUGAAGAUGAGAGCGCAAAAUUGUGUAAACGUAGAAUUGAACACUUGAAAGAACACAGCAGUGACCAAGCAGCAGCAGUUAAUAUGUGGAAGAAAAAACGCAUGGACCGUAUGAUGGUGGAACACUUGCUGCGAUGUGGCUACUAUAACACUGCGGUUAAACUGACUAAACAGAGUGGAAUUGAGGAUCUUGUGAACAUUGACAUGUUUCUUACAGCAAAGGAGGUUGAGGAGUCGCUGGAAAGGCAAGAGACUGCCACUUGUCUGGCCUGGUGCCAUGACAACAAGUCAAGGCUGAGAAAAAUGAAGAGCUGUCUGGAGUUCAGCCUGAGGAUUCAGGAGUUUAUUGAACUUAUCCGACAGAACAAGAGGCUGGAAGCUGUCAGGUACAGGACAUAAGACUUCUCCCCCCAG
Molecule: messenger RNA, 658 nt
Organism: Callorhinchus milii (elephant shark)
Lineage: Eukaryota; Metazoa; Chordata; Chondrichthyes; Chimaeriformes; Callorhinchidae
Gene: maea
Product: macrophage erythroblast attacher, E3 ubiquitin ligase
Exons: 5
Coding region: 23-643 (206 amino acids)
Biological process (GO): proteasome-mediated ubiquitin-dependent protein catabolic process
Cellular component (GO): nucleus; GID complex; cytoplasm
Molecular function (GO): protein binding; ubiquitin-protein transferase activity
Source: RefSeq, a predicted model, not a curated record